Messenger RNA from Corvus hawaiiensis (hawaiian crow), 2777 nucleotides. RefSeq names its product iron-sulfur cluster assembly 1 (gene ISCA1). Gene Ontology annotation, biological process: iron-sulfur cluster assembly. Gene Ontology annotation, molecular function: 2 iron, 2 sulfur cluster binding. The coding region runs from base 59 to 448 and encodes 129 amino acids. The transcript is spliced from 4 exons. The record is from RefSeq and is a predicted model, not a curated record. NCBI's taxonomy places the organism in Eukaryota, Metazoa, Chordata, Aves, Passeriformes, Corvidae. Gene Ontology annotation, cellular component: cytoplasm; mitochondrion.
GUGCGCGGUGGCGUCACGGCGUGCUGGUGGCGCUGCCCAUGGCCGAGGGCGCCGGGCCAUGGCCUCGUCCGUGGUGCGCGCCACGGUGCGCGCCGUCAGCAAGCGCAGGAUCCAGGCGACCCGUGCCGCCCUUACGCUGACCCCUUCUGCUGUCCAGAAAAUAAAAGAGCUUCUGAAAGAUAAACCUGACCAUGUUGGUGUGAAAGUAGGUGUUCGUACAAGGGGAUGCAAUGGACUUUCUUACACAUUAGAAUAUACAAAAUCGAAAGGAGACUCUGAUGAAGAAGUAGUUCAAGAUGGCGUUAGAGUGUUUAUUGAAAAGAAGGCACAGCUGACACUUCUAGGAACUGAAAUGGACUAUGUAGAAGACAAACUGUCCAGUGAAUUUGUCUUCAAUAAUCCAAACAUCAAAGGAACGUGUGGCUGUGGAGAAAGCUUUAACAUCUGAAAUCUCAGGACUACUUCUUUGACUUUGAGCAGCCCAAAACACUUACUAUUAUGACUCUGAGAAGCAAAUGCAUUUUCUUCAGGUUUGUAGGCUGCGUAAAGUGGGGAUACUAUUAAGAAAAAUAAAUUUAAAUAUUUGAAAAUGUAAGCUGUGUGUUAAAUUCCACCACUGAUGUAGUUACGCUGUAAUUUGUGAUGAGUUGGGAUCUAAAAGGUAAGAACAGUAAGUGCUGCAGUAACAUCACUGUACUUCCACUUGCCAAGGAAAUAAAAUCUCACUGUUCUUCCUCUGUCAUUUUCUUUGUCAAUCCUACUCAUACUUCCCCAUUCAAAACCCAUUUGAAAGAAUAUAUUGUGUUCUGCUUUGAUUUGGGGAAAACAAACAAACCAAUGAACAAAAAAUCUCAACCAUUUCUGUGUGAGUAUUUAUAAGGAUUUAUAUAUACAAGCACACAGUCCUUGCUUAUUUUGUAGUUUUCCAGUGCUUUCAUCUUUUUACAAGUGCAUUUUCUGGUGGUUUAUUUUCCCUUAAAUUCAGGGAAAUAAAAAUGUUGUUCAUGUAUUAAUAUAGUGGUAGACUAUGGUAGCACUGGUAUAGAAAUGCUUCAAAGAGGGCUAGCCUAAUUUUAAUUAUUUUCCUUUCUUUGUUGAAGGCACAGUCCCUGCUGUCCUUGGUCAUUUUCAAAACAUGAAGUAUCUGGCACUGGAGGGCUAAAAAGUGAUACACAGGCCUUGUUUUUCACAUUUCAGUUUCUUUUCUUGCCUCAAUUAAUUUGCAAAGUUGGUAAAACUGCCUCCACUUUCUCAUUCCCCAUGUUCACAGAAUGUGCUCUGUUUGCACCAAAAUCUAUGAACACUUCUAUUGAGAGACAAAUGUCAGAUUUCUCAUUACUUUUUUUUUUUUUUUUGGUAAUCAUGCAUGCUACUAAUUUUGUUAAGUGUUUGAACUCUUUUUCAUAACUCUUUAGGUAGUAGAAUUUUUUCACCAAAGUUUAUGGUCACUUGUGUUUAACUCCUGUCUUGAGGUUAACUUGAUAACAGGAGAAAAAGCAUUUUUAAUUAGAAAAAAGCCCUUAGUAUUUCAUAUUACUUUUAAAUUAACAGAGACAGUAAUUAAAAUACUGUAAGAGGCCGUUUUUUCUUUGGAAUUUACUUAAUCAGAAAUUUGGUUUUGUAAUCAAGUGUGUUUCGAGUUUAUACAGUCUUCAGCAGUUAUUCACUGGUGCUGAGACAGAAGCAUAAAUAUCUCUCUAGACCUUCCCAACACCUGGUAUGAGAAAGGAGCUGUUCCGCCCUUUUAACUCCUGAUUGUCUGGAGAUUACAUGGUGCAGCUCAGGUGCUCACUUGUGCAGAAAAUAAGAUAUCUGCCUGAGCAACAAAUUUGAACAGCUGGUGAAAAUGGUGCAAAUAAAAAGUAGGGGACACAAGGAAUCUUGCAGGUGUUGAGAUGGAAGUGAUCUAAGAGCAUUAGGUCUGCUCGUUGAAAAUCCAGAGGUCAUCUUGAGGCGGACAGUUGUACCCACAUGCCUGUCACCAACUGCUGGAGGUGCCGGAUUGCACCUACAUUUUGGUUCUUCCCUCUGCACCUUUUGCCAGAGCAGAUGGAAGAACAAAAAUGAAAAAACAAAAUUAGGCUUCAUCUGCUUUAUGUAGUGCACAGGAACAGAAGGUCAGAAUUACUUACAGUCUAACAGUAAAUACUUGAAUUUUGGUUGUAUGUCACCUUUUGAUGUAAAGACACUAUUUCCUUCAACAGUCAGCUGUUGCACACAGUUACUUUACAUAGUGAUUCAGGAAUUAGUGGUAAUACACUGGUGAAGUGCUUCUAUAGUGAUAUAACACUUUUCAGGCUUGCCAAACAAAAACAUGGAGUUCAUGUGACAUAGUUGCAUUACAUCUAAAACUCCAAGCUAAGGGCAUUUCUUCAGAUUGCAUUUCUCUGCUUCUUGCUAGAGAGAAGACUUUGAAUGUGGUAACACUGGUGGUUGCUAAGAGUGCUGGUGCUUACUCGUUUAACUUGUUUUGCAGUGGAGGGGAUUGGUAUGAAAUUUAUUUUAGACCUGUGGCAUGUACAGCAAUCAUUUUUGUGUGUUUUGUGUGUAUGCCUUGAAUGAAAGUUUGCACUUUUGUACCCCCAUGAAGUAAUCAUCUUAAGUUGUCACCUUACUAAGAUAACUAAUGCACAAUGUGUUAAACUUCUGCUAAAGUGCUAUUUACAGUUGCAUACAAGCUGUAUAGUUUUGUUGACUGGUCCAGUAUAAUUUUGUGCAACAAUAUAUGUAGAGUCCUCAAUUAUAAUAAUAAAUAUAGCCUGUUGGUAACCAUGAAA